AUGGAAGAAGUACCAACAAUGAUAAAGCUGAUUGCUAAUAAAUUUAUUGAUGGAGUUUCAAACUAAAAUAAGAUGCCAACCAACAAGUAUCUCAAAGAUAAGGUACUUAGGGAGACCUUUAGCAAAAAUAUGUUUAAUACUUCUUCAAUUCUAAAGGCAGACAUCAAAUCAAAGCAUGAUUAAGAAAGCAAAACUUAAACCAACUUCUUUGCAAAUGCUACUUUACAAAGUGGAGAAGAGUAAUCAAACUCAAAAUAGUAAGAGAAACUAAAGAAAACAUUAUAAAAUUAUGAAAAAUUGCUUUAAAAAGGAAAGCAGAAGACUAGUUUGUCAAAAUUAAGGCCAGUUAUCAAAGUGGAAGAUUCAGAAUAAUCAUUCUUUGAUAUACUUUAGCAUGUUCCAAAUACAGCCUGA
Messenger RNA from Stylonychia lemnae, 414 nucleotides. The record is from the annotation of a GenBank genome assembly. NCBI's taxonomy places the organism in Eukaryota, Ciliophora, Spirotrichea, Sporadotrichida, Oxytrichidae.